Molecule: messenger RNA, 1529 nt
Organism: Podospora pseudopauciseta
Lineage: Eukaryota; Fungi; Ascomycota; Sordariomycetes; Sordariales; Podosporaceae
Gene: SPS19
Product: peroxisomal 2 4-dienoyl-CoA reductase sps19
Exons: 3
Coding region: 223-1176 (317 amino acids)
Biological process (GO): fatty acid catabolic process
Cellular component (GO): peroxisome
Molecular function (GO): 2,4-dienoyl-CoA reductase (NADPH) activity
Source: RefSeq, a predicted model, not a curated record
UCGCAAUGGACCCCGGAUAACAUGAAGCAGAGAAACGAGAGCUCGAAGCUCUUGCAGCUCUCAAAUAUCCAAUAUCCCUUGUGACUUUGAAGCAAUACAGCGCUUGAAGCUUUGCAAGCACUUUAUACCCAUUGGACACCAUUUCAUCUCUCUGCUCUGAGUCUGAUAUUGCUAAGAUCUUUGACAUCUUAAAACAACCUCCUUUAAACUUCGUUCUAUACAAUGUCUGUCCCCCGAUCAGAGUACCUGAGCACUGUCUGGAAGGAUGGCAUCUUUGCCAACCGCGUACUAUUCAUCACGGGCGGUGCAGGCUCCAUCGGCAGCGCGCAGACCCGCGCCAUGGUUCAUCUCGGAGCCGACGCCUGCAUCAUCGGCCGCAGCGUUGAGAAGACAGAAAACGCCGCCAAGGAGAUUGCCAAAGUCCGGAAUGGCGCCCGAGUCAUCGGGAUCGGCAACGUUGAUGUCCGGAGUUACGACUCCCUCAAAGCCGCUGCCGACCGCUGCGUAACGGAGCUCGGCAGCAUCGACUAUGUCGUCGCCGGCGCGGCAGGCAACUUCAUCGCCCCCAUCGCCGGGCUCUCCCCCAACGCCUUCAAAGCCGUCAUCGACAUCGACACGAUUGGCACCUUUAACACCAUCAAGGCCACGAUGCCCUACCUCGUAGAGUCUGCCGCUCGCAAUCCCAAUCCGAAUGAUGCCGGCACCACCGGCGGCCGCUUCGUCUCUACUUCCGCCACGUUCCACUACACCGGAAUGCCCCUCCAAUCCCACGUCUCUGCCGCCAAGGCCGCCAUCGACGCCCUCAUGGGCUCGGUCGCGCUCGAGUACGGCCCGUUUGGCGUGACUGCCAACAGCAUCGCCCCCGGUGCGAUUGAGGGAACAGAAGGGAUGGAAAGGCUGGCCUCUUCCAAGCUGGACCCGAAGACGAGGACGAAGGGCGUGCCGAUUGGUAGAUGGGGAUCGGUGAGAGACAUCGCCGAUGCGACUGUGUAUGUCUUUAGCGAUGCGGGCAACUAUAUCAACGGGACAACCCUCGUGGUGGACGGCGCGGGGUGGAGGAGGCAAGGCGCCGCGGCGGUGGGCGUGGACGACGACAUGCAGUACCCUGACUUUUUGCUCGCUGGUACGAUUAGCAAGCAUCUGAAGAGCGGGAGGAAGGAGAAGGCCAAGAUGUAGGGCUCUGGGAUCAUGUUGAGGUGUGUUCCAAUUGCACAAAGCGAGAGCGAUCUUUUGGCAAAGAUUUGAUUUGAUCUUUUCUUCUCGGUGUACUGCACAACUGCUGUCUCGGAACGUGUGAUCACCAGACUUGAACCGGAACAGACAAAUGUCACAAUGUAGGAUUAUGCCACUCCAUCGGAGACGACAUUCAAUUUGGUGUAUGCAGCGUGGCAAGAGGCGCUGGCGUUGAAACACGAACCAAGACACAGAUAAGAAUGGGACAGAAAAUCCAUGAUUAAGAUUAAUUAAGUAUAUACGUGACCGAAGUACCUCCAUCAUUCUUCAGCAGCCGCUUCAUGUUAUAAAAAGCU